Molecule: messenger RNA, 1724 nt
Organism: Ailuropoda melanoleuca (giant panda)
Lineage: Eukaryota; Metazoa; Chordata; Mammalia; Carnivora; Ursidae
Gene: MYCN
Product: MYCN proto-oncogene, bHLH transcription factor
Biological process (GO): regulation of DNA-templated transcription
Molecular function (GO): protein dimerization activity; DNA-binding transcription factor activity
Source: RefSeq, a predicted model, not a curated record
AAUAAUAUCCCCCGAGCUUCAAAGCGCAGCCAGUGACAGUCAUCUGUCUGGACGCGCUGGGUGGAUGCGGGGGGCUCCUGGGAACUGGGUUGGAGCCGAGCUAGCGCUAGCCAGGCGCAAGCGCGCACAGACUGCAGCCACCCGAAGACCACCCCCCGGGCCACCCGGAGACCCCCGCGCAGAAUCGCCUCUGGAUCCCCCGCAGUCCGCGGGAGAUGAUGAGGAUGACGAAGAGGAAGACGAGGAGGAGGAGAUCGACGUGGUGACCGUGGAGAAGCGGCGGUCCUCCUCCCACAGCAAGGCCGUCACCACCUUCACCAUCACCGUGCGCCCCAAGAACGCAGCCCUGGGCCCGGGGAGGGCGCAGUCGGGAGAGCUCAUCCUCAAGCGCUGUGUCCCCAUCCACCAGCAGCACAACUACGCCGCCCCGUCUCCCUACGUGGAGAGCGAGGAUGUGCCGCCCCAGAAGAAGAUCAAGAGCGAAGCCUCCCCCCGCCCCCUCAAGAGCGUCAUCCCCCCGAAGGCGAAGAGCUUGAGUCCCCGCAACUCUGACUCGGAGGACAGCGAGCGCCGCCGGAACCACAACAUUCUGGAGCGCCAGCGCCGGAACGACCUGCGCUCGAGCUUCCUCACGCUCAGGGACCACGUGCCAGAGCUGGUGAAGAACGAGAAGGCCGCCAAGGUGGUCAUUUUGAAAAAGGCCACCGAGUACGUCCACUCCCUUCAGGCCGAGGAGCAUCAGCUGUUGUUGGAGAAGGAGAAGUUGCAGGCCAGGCAGCAGCAGUUGCUAAAGAAGAUCGAACACGCGCGGACUUGCUAAACGUUUCUCGAAACUGGACAGUCACUCUGCCACUUUGCACAUUUUGAUUUUUUUUUUUUUUUAACAAACAUUGUGUUGACAUUAAGAAUGUUGGUUUACUUUCAAAUCGGUCACCCGUCGAGUUUGGAUCCGGGUGGGGAGCAGGACCCGUGGGGGUUUCUGCCAGGACCUCGGCAGAGGGCCUGCGUGAUGGGAUGCUGGGUGGCCCUUGCGGUGUCCUCCGUGUCCCCUCCGAGACCGCGGUCGAAGUUCGUGACAGUUGGGAGCCUCUGGGCUGUUGAAGUCACCUUGUUUGUUCCGAGUUUCCAAACAACAGAAAGUCAUUCCUUCUUUUUAAAAUGGUGCUUAAGUUCCAGCAGAUGUCACAGAAGGGGUUUGCCAUUUGAUACCCCUGGGGAACAUUUCUGUAAAUACCAUGGACACACCCGCCUUUUGUAUACGUCCUGGGUAAUGAGAGGUGGCUUUUGCGGCCAGUAUUAGACCGGAAGUUCAUACCUAAGUACUGUAAUACCUCAAUGUUUGAGGAGCAUGUUUUGUAUACAAAUAUAUUGUUAAUCUCUGUUAUGUACUGUACUAAUUCUUACACUGCCUGUAUACUUUAGUAUGAUGCGGAUACAUAACUAAAUUUGAUACUUAUAUUUUCGUAUGAAAAUGAGUUGUGAAAGUUUUGAGUAGAUAUUACUUUAUCACUUUUUGAACUAAGAAACUUUUGUAAAGAAAUUUACUAUAUAUAUAUGCCUUUUUCCUAGCCUGUUUCUUCCUGUUAAUGUAUUUGUUCAUGUUUGGUGCAUAGAACUGGGUAAAUGCAAAGUUCUGUGUUUAAUUUCUUCAAAAUGUAUAUAUUUAGUGCUGCAUCUUAUAGCACUUUGAAAUACCUCAUGUUUAUGAAAAUAAAUAGCAAUUA